CGGUUUUUGAAAAUCUCCCGCCUAAUAAUCUGUAGUUUUGCUAUAAAUGUCUGGAAAUUCUAAAAUCCAUUUUUAAUAAUGUAGUGCACUCCUAUUGGUGAGUCACACCGACGCCAGCUAAAAGGGGUGCAAAUCCACUGUGUUCACCGACCACUGACCAUUAUAAUCUAUUUUUUUAUUUUCAAUCGCACUAAGGAGCAAACUUGGUGUUGUCAUCUGUCAGCACUUCUUUCUUUUCUUCCAACUUGAUUAUUUUUCUCACCUUCCCAAUCAUAUAAUUCAGCUACACAAAGUAAAAAAAUAAACCAACAAUCAUGGCCUCAGAACGUUCAGCAGUCAUCACGCGCAAGACCAACGAGACAGACAUCAAAGUCAGCCUGCAGCUUGGAUCUCUGGACUCUGCCAGCGAGCAAAUAAUCGACAUCAGCACGGGCAUCGGCUUCCUCGAUCACAUGUACCACGCGCUGGCCAAGCACGGCAAAUGGUCGCUGACCCUGCACUGCAAGGGCGACCUCCAUAUUGACGACCACCACACGGCUGAGGACACAGCCAUCGCCCUGGGAAUGGCCUUCAAGCAAGCAUUGGGCGAGCCCCGCGGCAUCCGCCGCUUCGGCCAUGCCUACUGCCCCUUGGACGAGGCCCUGGCGCGCGCUGUCGUUGACAUCUCGGGUCGUCCUCAUGCUAUUAUUGAUCUUGGAUUGAAACGCGAGAUGAUCGGCACCUUGUCCUGCGAGAUGAUCCCCCACGUCUUGAUGUCCUUCGCUACAGCUGCCGGAAUUACCCUGCAUGUUGAUGUGCUGAAGGGUGAUAACGACCAUCACCGUGCAGAGUCCGCAUUCAAGGCCCUGGCUGUGGCUAUUCGGGAGGCUGUGUCGCGCACAGGCUCCGACGACGUGCCCAGCACCAAGGGUGUGCUUUAAAGCAGACCACUAUAUUUUUGAAUAGUUUUUCUUUUAUGUUUUAACAUUGACUUGUAGGCAGUAAUUGCAAUAGUAUCAA
Messenger RNA from Kickxella alabastrina, 999 nucleotides. RefSeq names its product IGPD-domain-containing protein. Gene Ontology annotation, molecular function: imidazoleglycerol-phosphate dehydratase activity. NCBI's taxonomy places the organism in Eukaryota, Fungi, Kickxellomycota, Kickxellomycetes, Kickxellales, Kickxellaceae. The transcript has a single exon. The coding region runs from base 315 to 920 and encodes 201 amino acids. Gene Ontology annotation, biological process: L-histidine biosynthetic process. The record is from RefSeq and is a predicted model, not a curated record.